AUGGUUAAGCAGCAGAGUACCGGCACAACUCGUAGAGGCAUUGGGGGUGCUGGAAGACUCAGGGAGGGCUCUGGGGUGCAAGGAAAGGCAAAAGGAGAGCUUUGGGGUACACUGAAAGCACUCGGAGGACUCGAGCACCCUAAAAGGCACCCGGAGGGCUCUGGGACACACACGUGGAGGGCUCUGGGGUGCAGGGAAAGCCAAAUGCUGGGCUCGGUAGCACUCCAGAAAAAAACACGUGGAGGGCUCUGGGGCUCAGCUCGUCGUGCUAUCGCCUUCCUGCUGGGGCUUUCUGGGGCAUCCAGGCUGGGACAUGGAGGGACAACCUGGCCACAGACCUCUUGGACCAACCGGGGGCUCAGCAGGGAGCGGGUCCUGCUCCCUCCCUCUGGCAGAAGAGAGACAAGGUACACGGUGCUCUUCUCACACGGCAACGCCGUGGACCUGGGGCAGAUGAGCAGCUUCUACAUCGGGCUGGGCACCCGCAUCAACUGCAACAUCUUCUCCUAUGACUACUCGGGCUACGGCGUGAGCACGGGCAAGCCCUCGGAGAGGAACCUCUACUCCGACAUCGAUGCCGCAUGGCAGGCGCUGCGGACGCGGUAUGGAAUCAGCCCGGAGAACAUUAUUUUAUAUGGACAAAGCAUCGGCACAGUGCCCACGGUUGAUCUGGCCUCCCGCUAUGAGUGCGCUGCCAUCGUGCUCCACUCCCCACUCACCUCUGGCAUGAGAGUCGCCUUCCCCGAGACCAAGAAGACCUACUGGUUCGAUGCCUUCCCCAACAUCGAGAAGAUUUCCAAAAUCACCUCUCCCGUCCUCAUCAUCCACGGCACGGAGGAUGAAGUCAUCGACUUCUCCCACGGCCUGGCGCUCUUUGAACGCUGCCCCAAGGCUGUGGAGCCGCUGUGGGUGGACGGGGCCGGGCACAAUGACAUUGAACUUUACAGCCAGUACCUCGAGCGCCUUCGGAAAUUCAUCUCCCAGGAGCUGGCCAGCCAACGCAACUAGCCGCGGGGCGGGGGGACGGGCAGGGGGUUUCUGCCUGUUUCUCCAGUUCCCCCAGUGUCCCUCCCCAGUCCCUGCUGCUGGAGGUGCAAUGAGUUUGUACAGCCUCAGCUCCAGGCUUGGGAGAGGGCCGGAGGCCCUGGAGCGGACGGUGCGUUUCCUCUUGGGCAUGAGCACAACUCUCCUCUCUCCCGGUGUCAGCCCCGGCGCUGCUGGCACCACUGGCCGGGCUGGCAAGAGAACGGCAGCUCCCUCCUUUCCCCUUCCCCAGAAAGAUGAGAGCCCACCCUCAUGAUGGCGUAUCCUUGGCUUCGGACAUGUCCUCGUCCCCUCUCCUAAAACAGCGAACUCCUGAAUUCCUCC
Messenger RNA from Pygoscelis adeliae (Adelie penguin), 1368 nucleotides. It is a transcript of the gene ABHD17A, whose product is annotated as abhydrolase domain containing 17A. The record is from RefSeq and is a predicted model, not a curated record. The transcript is spliced from 6 exons. Gene Ontology annotation, cellular component: endosome membrane; plasma membrane. Lineage: Eukaryota; Metazoa; Chordata; Aves; Sphenisciformes; Spheniscidae. The coding region runs from base 1 to 1008 and encodes 335 amino acids. Gene Ontology annotation, biological process: protein depalmitoylation. Gene Ontology annotation, molecular function: palmitoyl-(protein) hydrolase activity.